Neolamprologus brichardi is the source of this 774-nucleotide messenger RNA. The record is from RefSeq and is a predicted model, not a curated record. NCBI's taxonomy places the organism in Eukaryota, Metazoa, Chordata, Actinopteri, Cichliformes, Cichlidae.
UGUGAGACCAAAGAAAAGACAGCCCUGAGUAUCCAAGGUGUCCAACAAGAAGACCCUCCAGAUGCUCAGAUAAUGCAACUGGAUAAUAUGCUGUUAGCAGAGGGGGUUGCUGGUCCAGAGAAGGGUGGAGCCUCUGCAGCAGUGGUGGCCGCAGCCGGAGACUCUGAUGAUGGGAGCUUAGAACAUGUGGACUACAAAGAGAAACUCUCUCAAAUUCGAGAGAUUUACCAUGCAGAACUGGACAAAUAUGAACAGGCUUGCAAUGAAUUCACCAGCCAUGUGAUCAACUUGCUGAGGGAGCAGUCCCGCAUGCGACCCAUCUCAUCCAAAGAGAUUGAGCGAAUGGUUUCAAUCAUCCACCGUAAGUUCAGGGCUAUCCAGAUGUAGUUAAAGCAGAGCACGUGUGAAGCUGUCAUGAUCCUACGUUCCAUGUUCCUGGAUGCAAGACGGAAACGCAGGAAUUUCAGCAAACAGGCAACAGAGAUUUUGAAUGAAUAUUUUUAUUCCCAUCUGGCCAAUCCUUACCCUAAUGAGGAAGUCAAGGAGGAGCUGGCCAAGAAGUGCGGCAUCACUGUUGCUCAGAUAGCCAACUGGUUUGGAAACAAGAGGAUUCGGUAUAAGAAGAAUAUUGCAAAGUUCCAGGAGGAAGCUAACGUUUAUGCUAUGAAGACAGUGACAAGUGUGUCUUCGCUUUCCAGCCAAGCCACCUCUCCAGCUACACCAAACUCAGGAGGAUACCCAGCAAUAUGUACCCCAUCUGAUGGGAGGCUUUGA